This is a messenger RNA of Aedes aegypti (yellow fever mosquito), 3000 nucleotides long. RefSeq names its product prion-like-(Q/N-rich) domain-bearing protein 25. The record is from RefSeq and is a predicted model, not a curated record. NCBI's taxonomy places the organism in Eukaryota, Metazoa, Arthropoda, Insecta, Diptera, Culicidae. The coding region runs from base 436 to 2325 and encodes 629 amino acids. The transcript has 8 exons.
GUCGUAGUCGGUAGUCGGUGGUCGUUGGUUGGCGCGCGUGUGUGUCUUUUCCAGCUGGUCGCGGUCUGCCCGGCGUUUUUUUGGUCGCUCCAUCCGUCGGUCAUUACAAAAGGACAGUACACGGACUGUGAUAUCGCGUGUCGCUUAUUGACGGUGACGGACGGUUUCGGUUUGUGUGGGUAGCUACGUGCGUGUGUUUGUCAGUGAGUAAUCACUGUCUUCGCCACCAUACCAUAGGAUAAUGUCCACAGAGGACGGAACUACAACUACCGGUUGAUUAGUUUACAUUUUAGGGGCCAUUACGAUUGUUCUGUAAAACAUGCUGCUCAGUGAAUGGUUUGAAGAGCUGAAGUGCUUCAUCGAUUGACGGGAAAAAACCGUUGUGAAUUACGUCCCUCUCCGCCAGUCAGUGGUGCGUGGGGAGGCGCAGUGUUAAUGCUGAUUAAAUUAGUACCACAAGGAUCCUUUGGUUUGCGUGUCGUUAACUCGAAAGAAUCUCGCUCGGUUGUGUGGCCAUGCACUACGUCUGCGGACUGCGGUAAGGUACCGGAAGCGACCUGCUCGAUCUACGGUUUCUGUCAGUGCCCGGCUGGGCAUGUGUUCUCCACCGACGUCAGCCGCUGCCUCCCCGAGAGCGCUUAUGGGGUGAGGUGCGAGGAAGCUGUCCAGUGUUCUCAUAUGCUUACCGGUGCCAAGUGCGAGAACCAAGUAUGCACCUGUGAUACCGGGUUUACUUACGUGCGUGGACGAUGCCGUCAACUAGCGAAUCUCGACCAACCCUGCAAUGAGGAUAUCGACUGUUUCUUCAGCUAUAAUCGAGAGGCCGUGGAGUGUCGGGAUGGCAAGUGCCAAUGUGCACCGGGUUUCUACCUUCGAAGCACAAAUGUCUGUCGGCGUGAAGUAACUCUUGGCGAUCGUUGCCUUGUAAACGAGGACUGCGUCGGGGAGGAUCUAGAGUGUAAGAAUGACUUCUGCGCGAAGAAAGAAGCACAAACGAAAACUUAUCGGGACAUUGGAGUGCAGGCGAAGCCCACCUGCGAGGAGAAGAAAGCGCAAGCGGACGUCAGAGUGACCCGAGAUCAACAGCAGCAAACGAGUAUCAGUAGCAGCAACUGUGGCACUGCUACCGAAGGGGGUGAUAUAAAUAGUGGUGUUCAGAAGGAGGCUCAGGAGGAGAAGCGUAAGGAAAGUAACUCAAGUGGUGCCACGGCCAAGAGAGUUCGACUGCAGUCGAGUGUUGAUGACCCAUCGACCAAAGAUGACAGUACUCCUGGGUAUGGCGACACGUGUAGAGAUGAAACUGAGCCAUGUACUGGGCUACCCUACUCGGUAUGCCGGAUGGGACAGUGUAUCUGCCAGGAGGGAUUCUAUCCUGUUGGGAAAGUAUGCAAAGCCGAAAUGGGUGAAUACGUAGAUAGAAAAGAAGAUUGUGGAAGCUUGACGGAUGAAACGAAAUUCGUAAAUGGAAGAUGCGUCUGUGAUAACCACAUGUUCUACAACUACAAUAUGAGGACAUGUUUGAAAGGAGCUCUUGGCAUCAACACAUCCUGUACGCAAAAUAGCCAGUGUUCGCCGUAUGGAGCUGCGUAUUGUCCACUGGAAACGCCCAAACGUUGUACCUGCUAUCCUUAUGCUGAGUAUGAUAGCUCCCGACAGAUGUGCGUCGGUAAGAAGGGUUUCGAAGAGUACUGCGAGAAGGAUGAGGAUUGCACGUUAAGCAAUACGCGCUGUAGUGAGGCGCACACCUGUGUUUGUCGGCCGAACUUCUUCUACGUAAACGAGCGUUGCAAGGCGGCACAAGGAGGAACGUGUGAAACCGUGGAUGACUGCGGAUUUGAAAAGGCGAGCUGCGAAUCGGAAGACGAGCAGCAACCGAAGAAGUGUGACUGUAUGAAGGGCUAUCUGUACCGAGACAAUACGUGCCUGAAAGAGGCAGAAGCUUACGAAGAGGAAUGUACUGUGAACGAGCAGUGCCAACCCUUGCUGGGCAAUCUGAGCAAAUGUAUGGACGAGAAGUGCAAGUGUGAUGAGAGCGAUACGCACUUCAAAGAUGGCAAGUGCCAUCCAAAAAAGGCUUUAGAAGAGCGCUGCCAGUUGGCCAGCGAAUGCUUCGUUGAAGAUCAAGCUGAUAAUGUGGAAUGCCGCAACUCGUCGUGCCAGUGCAAAUUCGACUACUCACCCGAUGUGGAACGGCAGCGUUGCGUUCGACCUAGUGGCAAAAGCUCUUCCGAUCGACCGAGUGCACUGAAGGUAAUCACCCUACUGUUGACCAGUGCAGCGAUCCUUAUUACAGGUUCGGCUCUACGGGACGCCUACUAUGCGUAGUGAUUUGGAAGGCGAAACCUUACGUUUCUAAAAUCUAGUGCAGUUACAUCAACCCAACGGAGGCAAAACAAAACACUGAUAGCGUGCGCAGCGAUAAGGAAGAACAACCAACCCAACAAAACAGACAACAAGCGAUUCCGCAUCUGACGAUGUCAUCGAAUGGCGGUGGAAAGCAACUGAAAGCAAUCGCGAAAAUAGCAUAACAGUAGAAUAAUAACAUCAGAUAAACAAUAAAAAUGGAAACGAUCCAAGUUCACUGCUUGUGCGAAACUUGCUUUUGAAAAGUAGGCCGACGGAUACACAGAACGCAGUGUUCCCAAUCUAGGGAUUAUCAGAAGAUAUCAUUCGAACAACAUAUCGUAGGGCUUCAGUGAACUAAUUUUUGAGCUAUGUUGGAAGCUUUGUUGUAUGCUUGGCUUAUUUUGCCCGCAUAGUUAAUGGAAAAGAAUAACUACAAGCUGAGCUUAGGAAACAUCGAACAGGAAACCUGUUACAUAUAUUCUUAUCAAAGGGAAAUCAGUAUAGUGAAUCAGUAAGGGAUGAAUUACUGUUACACAGUUGAAAUCCUGAAAAAAAAAAUAAAUAUAGAGGAUCGUUAUGAUAUUAUAAAUUAGAUAAAGCGUACGAGAUAUUGUAGAGACAUUUUACAAAUAAAAGCAAUAAUUAAUUAUUAAA